AUCAUCUCUUUCCCCCCUUUUCCCUUUCUGCAACCAAAGCUAAGCUACUUCUAAGCUAAGGAACUGCUGUAAAAACUAUAAUACAAUAAUAGGUAGCUUAGGUUGAAAGAGAUCGGUGGAGAAGAAAGCAGGAGUCCCAAAAAAACAUUAGGGAAUUAGGUGUAAGAGACAUGAAGAAAAGUCCUUCUGAGCAGGCUCUUGCGGAGCUUUUUGGGGGGAAGAAUAAUGGAGGCGAUAAGGACAUUAUUUCUUCUGGUGAUCUUGAUCAGCAUCCCUCCCUCUUUCUCAUAAAUCAAGAUAUAAUGCAUGGGCUUUCGAGUUUCAAUCCCUUGAGUGAUCAUGCCAAUUUCUGGUCUAAGAAAACAACUCCCAGCCAUGGACCUGGGGAUGCACAGUCUUCAACGUGUGACAUAAAAUGCAUAGUUGGGUUUCGAAAUUCAAGUAUUAAACCAAAUGGAAGUGACAAUCAAAUGACUGGAGCCACUAGUGGAUCCUCUCACGAACUAUAUGAGGAUGAUGACAUGGAAGCAGAAGGAGGAGAUGCAUGCGAGCAAAGUGGGGUCAAUAAUACUGAUGUGAAACGCAAAAACAGGAUGGCUUCCAAUAGGGAAUCUGCUAGGCGUUCAAGAAAAAGAAAGCAAGAGCAGUUGCAAGAACUGGAAAACCAGGUUGAUCAACUACGAGGAGAAAAUGCAUCUUUGUUCAAGCAACUUACAGAUGCUGCUCAGCAAUAUAAAGACUCUUCAACAAAUAAUCGAGUGCUUAAAUCAGAUGUGGAAGCAUUGCGAGCCAAGGUGAAGCUAGCAGAAGAUAUGGUUACUCGAGGAUCAGUGAAUUCUAGUUUGAGCCAUCUUAUUCAAAACUGUCUCACCGCACCAGCAACACUAGGCAAUAAUAACGUAUGCCGGUUGGAUAAUAUGUGUUCUACAAUCAUAAGUGUCCCCGAAGGGCUUCAAAGGCUACCAUUAAUCCAGCAGGGGGGGCCAACUCCAACUAUGAGACUCCAAAAUAAUGUUGAUUCUUAUACUGAUAGUAACUUGAAAAAUAACAAUAAUGGAGUUAUGAGUGAAGUUGUGAGCUGCGUAUCAGAUAUGUGGUCCCCGCUCGCUAGCUACGAUCAGAAAUAACCUCAAUCUAUCUCAAACUUAUUGAAUAAUUAAGUUUCUUAGCUUAAUUGUACUAUUAGUAUUGGUAUUGGUGUGCUUAUAAUAAACAAAGUUUGCUUAAUAUGGUCUGGCCUAGAAGCUAUUACUGUAUGAUAUAUAUAUGUAUGUAGUUUCAUCUGAGUUAGCUGUACCUACUUUUGCUACCUUAUAUAUCUAGACUAGACUAGAUAUGUGCACUUGGUUUAUUAUGUUGCAAUAUAAUAUAGAUGUGAUUAAGGGUGUCUUUGGAAACCAGUGAAAUUACUUAUGGAAAAUGAGUUAUUUUUUGGAAAA
This is a messenger RNA of Ipomoea triloba (trilobed morning glory), 1439 nucleotides long. RefSeq names its product basic leucine zipper 9-like. NCBI's taxonomy places the organism in Eukaryota, Viridiplantae, Streptophyta, Magnoliopsida, Solanales, Convolvulaceae. The coding region runs from base 171 to 1127 and encodes 318 amino acids. The record is from RefSeq and is a predicted model, not a curated record. Gene Ontology annotation, biological process: regulation of DNA-templated transcription. The transcript is spliced from 6 exons. Gene Ontology annotation, molecular function: DNA-binding transcription factor activity.